Messenger RNA from Caenorhabditis sp. 36 PRJEB53466, 3809 nucleotides. The record is from the annotation of a GenBank genome assembly. NCBI's taxonomy places the organism in Eukaryota, Metazoa, Nematoda, Chromadorea, Rhabditida, Rhabditidae.
AUGACCGACGAGGCGAACCCGUAUUUCCCCGUUUCCGUGGAUAAUAUCGUCGAAGGAUUCCAAUUCAUUCACGAGAAUUUCGGUGACACCAAAAAAUGUGUAUUGAAAGAGAGAAAUUUUUCAGGCAUAAAACCGAGUACAAUUUGGUCGAAUGACCCGUUCGGAUACUCGAAUUCAGUGCCGUACUUGUUCAAAAAAUCAGGUGAUAAACGACGUGCUACAGUACUGCAGCCUACAGUAAUCCUGUUUUCAGGCGUGUCGCGUACCGUAAUAAAUCGAAUCCACCACCGUCUCAAACAGACGCUCCAAUCACAGCAGGCGGUCCCGUUCAGAUGGCGUCAGUACUUCGACCCGUCCGGAUCGGAUGAAAUUCUGGCGCACGUGCUACCGUACUCCCACUACGACAUCCUCAAUUCGUGCGGUCCCGGACCCUCCGACUGCUGCGAAUUCGAUUUCAAACGGAUGACCCAGUGGGCGUGUCCCGGACCCGCGCCCGUCAAUAUUUCAAAAAGCAACGUGGCCGAAAAGUUCGUUUUUUUAGUCUGUUACGAAAAUUACAUUAAACAGUGUAUUUUCAGAGCCAAUACACUUCUAAAUCAGCUGGAACAAAUGGCUGAAAUGUACAAGGCGCCCGUGAUUUUAAUGAUGCAUGGAGACGAUUUUCGGUAACUAAACAAUGUUUUCAAAAACUAUUUUAGGCCUAAAAAGUGGGUUCUUUCAGGUUUGACAUGCUCCAGGAGUGGUACCAACAUCACGACAAUUUUUUGCCGCUUUUUGACGAAAUUAACAAAGGGAACAGAGCGGAAAUUAGGUACGUGUGGUUGUCUACACUUUUGUUCCAUUUCUGUAUGUUUUUUUUCCGUUUCAGAUUCGGUACAUUCAACGAUUAUUUCAACGAGCUCGAAAAGUGGCAUUCGGAAAACGAAAAAGUGGAAGAGACGCGUCCGCCCACGCUUUCCGGCGAUUUUUUCCCGUACAUGUGUGCGCUCGGCGACUAUUGGACUGGAUAUUUCACGACGCGACCGUUUUUCAAGAGACAGGGACGACUUCUUCAUGUACGCUUUUUUUUUGGCGGGUAUAAAAUAGGUUGGAUUCUCUUGAAGAAAAUAGCUGAAAUUAAGUGAAAAAAUGGGAAAUAACGCUAGUAGCGACUACUUUUGAUAAUUUAGUCGCUGCUUUUGAUAAUUUAGUCGCUGCUUUUGAUAAUUUAGUCGCUGCUUUUGAUAAUUUUAGUCGCUGCUUUGGAUAACUUAGGCGCUGCUUUGGAUAACUUAGGCGCUGCUUUGGAUAACUUAGGCGCUGCUUUUGACUUUUAAAAAAAUGUUUUUUAGUCCCUCAUCCGUUCUGCCGACAUAAUGCUCUCAAUGCUACGUGGAAAUCUGAAACAACGAAAAAUCGACACAAAAAUUGGAUUAUUGGAGGCGGCGAGAAGAAAUUUGUCACUUUUCCAGCAUCACGACGCUAUCACAGGUUUGGGGAGGAUUUAUAAAGAGGUUUUCAAGAUUAUUUUCACUUAAAAAAAAACCAUAGACGCAAGUCUCGAAAACUCUCGAAAAACGGUGAAAAAGCUUGUUUAACAAAAGCUUCUGAAACUGUAACAAAAAUGUUCAGGAACUUCAAAAGUGAGCGUAAUGGACAAUUAUUCCGAACUCUUACAUUCUUCGAUAAUUUCCACAAAAACUGUUAUUGAGGAACUCGGAAAAGGCGAAUUGGUGACUUCAAAUUUUGUGUUAAUUGUUAGUGCAAAUUUGUUUUUGAUUUUAGGACAUUUACCCUCGAAUCCAUGACGGUGUGGAAAUCCAACAACUAUUAGACUUCCAGAAAAAUUCUCAGGAAAAAAUGAUCAAAAUUUUUAAUAGUCUUCUUUUUUCGACAACGGAUCUCCACGGAAUUCGGGUCAAUCAUCCGGAACUUCAAUUAUCGAUUGAUGGAAAAAUGCUGGAAACUCAGCUGGAACCCUAUUUUAUCAAAGGAAAAUUGGAGAAGGACUCGUUUUUGGUAAUCGAUUUUUGUUUCGACAGAUCAACUUUUUUCAGCUUUUUUUCCGAGCUACCGUACCUCCGAUGAGCAUGAUAAAGGUGAAAAUUGUCAAAGGAAACUCUGAAGAGACAAUGAAAAGCGCGAAAAUUGAGGCGAAAGGAGAUUGGCAGCUUGGAGAGUGAGUCUUAGAGCAAUUGGCAUAAAAUUGCAUAAAAUUGGCUAUCGAACGGCAAAAAGAGACAACUCCGACAAAAAAAAAAUUAAAUCUGCCGUAAACCCGGAUUUCAGAAUGUGGUCCAUCUCCCCAUCCUCCUCAUUAUCCUCUGAACUUUGCCUCGAAUCUCCUUUCCUCAAAACUCAUCACAAUCCAACUUCAGGCUCACUUCAGGUACAUUAAUGCCACAAAAACUACCACAAUCGAACAUUUUUGUACAGAAUGUCACACUUUUGAGUUCCAAAACGACAUUUACCGCCGAACAGACGUGGCACAAGUACCGAGACGCCGCCGGUGGAGCGUAUCUGAUGAAAUUGCACACGAAUCCGAAAGUGAGUCCGAACAGCCCGAAAACGGAAUUUCUGAAAGAUCUUUCAGGAAAUGGUCGAUUUUAAAUGGCUUAAAGUGAGCGGACCGUUACGAGAAACCAUCUAUCAGGCAACGGAUACCGUAUUCCAGAGGACAAGUGUCAAAAAUGUGGAAGGUGCGAAGAGAAACAAUGUGUCGGCCGAAAAACCGGCGUAAUUUCGGGGCGUCGUACGAGAAAGCCGAUUUUUAGGCCCGGCCGGCGAAGAAUUGGACAUUUCGAUGUCGAUCGAUAUUUCGAAAGAACGAAACACGGAAUUGAUGACGAGAAUUGCGACGAAUUGGGAGGCGCCGAACACUUUUACGGACAGUAUCGGACUGCAAUUACUGAAAAGGGACUUUUAUAAAUUGCCCGUACAAAACAAUUAUUAUCCGAUGCCGACUGGAGCCGUUUUGGAAAAAAAUGGAAAAAGGUGCGGUCUCUGGUCUCUGUGAGAAUACUGACAAUGCACAAAGGACUCUAAAAAGAAAAAUUUGUUCGAAAAACAAAUUUCCAGAUUGUCAAUAUUAUCAAACGUGGAGCAUGGAGCCCGUUUCAUGGAGCACGGCACCGUCGAAAUAAAUAUCGAUCGAAUUCUGAAUCAGGACGACGGAAAGGGUCUCGGACAGGGCGCCGACGCGAUUCCGAUCGAUUUGAAGCCAGUGGACAUGAGGUUCAAAUUAAUUUUUGAUGAAAAUGUAAGAGCGGACAAUUCGCACUAUUCGGUGCACAGUUCGCGUGCUCAACAAGCAUUGCAACGUGUCAUUUACCCGCCAAUUCUGCUAAAUUCCGAGAAGAUUCCAAAAAUGGAGGAUAUCGAAGAAAUUGAGGAGAACUCGAAAUUGGCGUUUCCCUGUGAUCUACAACUGCUGACGGUUCGGCCGUUGAGCGAUAAUCGACAAUUAUUGAUUUUUUAUCGACACGCCACAACUUGUACGGAUCGGGGAACGGACAAUUGUGGAGCCGAGUUAAAGGUUUGAAAAGCGAAUUGAAAAGCAGCGACUAAAAAUGUUCUAUUUUAGUCGCUGCUUUCAAUAAUCUUAAACAAGGCAGACGUUUCUAGAAGAAUUUCCAGAAUUUGCUCAACCUAAAAAUGCAAUGAAUUUCCAGAAAUCCCUGUUCAAUCUGCUAUUGAAACUGGGCGCCCGACGGGUACAACGGACCGAUUUGAGCGGCGUCACCGCCAUUGGUAACGUGGAAAGCGUGGAACAUUUACCGGACUUCGACCUCAAAACUUUUGAUUUUUUGACGUUAGUAUUAUAUCGAUGA